AUGCUGUUUUAUCAUCUGGCCAUUUUAAUGGUUUUUAUAGUGAAAACUAUAGCUGUCCCAACCGCCCUAGCUAUGGCUACUUUCAUGAACGGACCCAAGCCAGUGGACCCUAAGAUGACCUGCGAUCAACUCCCCGAGAACUCCUGCCUCUACAGUUUCUACAGUUUCUACACCGAUCUCAACUCAGCAACGACCACAAUGACGGAUCAAAAGUGCAACGAUUAUGGCCAAGAUCAUUUCGUAUUCAACAGGAGUAAGGCUUGGAUGUUAGAUUUCGGUCCUGUCCCGGUAAAAAACCAUGUCUGGGUUAUUUCAAACUUCACCCGAUUGAAUACUCCAAUGGCAACAGUUAGUUUUAUGGGGCGAUACAACAACCCACAACUUCAGUGGUUGGACAAAAGUUUCACUGUGUUAAAGUUACUUGACUUGAGCCUUGAAAAGACACUUUCGGAUACCUUGGGUUUCGGACAGAAGUCCAUAGAUAUCUAUCGGGCUGAGAUACCUUGUUAG
This is a messenger RNA of Sclerotinia borealis F-4128, 510 nucleotides long. The record is from the annotation of a GenBank genome assembly. NCBI's taxonomy places the organism in Eukaryota, Fungi, Ascomycota, Leotiomycetes, Helotiales, Sclerotiniaceae.